CUAAAACAAUUUUACGAAUCAUCAGUCGAACAAAGUCCAGCAAGAGAUACGAGAAGAGCUUUCAUCCAAAUAACGAACGCUAUCAAGAUUCGAAGACUGAAUUUAUCUAUACUUCAACCUUAACCCAGCAAGAUGUCUGUUCUGGCAGUUCUCUUUUGCAUCGCAGCAAUGCUACAUGCGACAGACGCAUUUUGCGAGCGGCUGUACAAGAAUCCAUACUGGAUACCCAAGGCUCUAUGGCAGAGAGCAGCCGAAGCCGACAUUGUCAUUUACGGCAACGUGGUGGAAAGUCCAUGCGCUAAGCCAAUCUUCGUGGUUCAAAAUACCACGACGGUCUCUCCGACUAACACCACAAACUCGUCAAGUACCGUUCAAGAAGUAACGCCCAGAAGCGUCGUUAACAUCACAGAGGGAAAUAUGACAGAUAUCUGCCCCAUGCGUGGUCUCUACAACGUAACAUUGAAUGUCUCGUGUGUAAUCAAAGGAGGAUCUAUACCGCACCAAAUCCAUCUGAGUUCAUUCGGCUUUGGUCCAGAGAAGUGUGUAUUCUACAGCGUAAGAUAUAAUUACUGGGAAACAGCGCAGUCGUUCCAUGUAUACAAAGGACUAAACUACCUUAUCUUCUUAGGACGACACACAGUAGCCAGUAAUUCUCAGGGAUUUUGGCCUCAUGACGUCAACAUGCAAUACUCAGCGACAGAGAUCACUGAUGAGAAGUAUCUCGAACGAGUCUUUCAGGCGACUGGUGGCCAUGCGCACGCGCCUGCAGGAGUGAAAGAACCACACAGUAUUUGUACCCCAUAUAUCGCGGGCGCAGGGACUUCUCACGUGGACUUGUCUUUUGUUGUACUGAUACUGCUGUUUACGAGUGGAUUGCUUUCUUUCUAAAUGUGCAGCUUGUCAAAAUAAUGUUGCUGCAUAAAACUGUGUUAAACUUAAAAUGACUAACUACGUUCGCUCAUAAGGCCUCGCCCUCGAGCACUAGAGGUUCGAAGAAAGUGAAUUGUUCAAGGGAGAGCAAAUUGUUGCCAGGCUUCAGUUCAAUUUGAGAUCCAACUUUGUGCAACAACACUUUUUUCCAUAGCUUCACUUCCCUAGCAUAGUAACUACUAACAAAACUAGGCCACAAUUUUAGGUUUUAAUCGUAUUUUGACUUUUUGAAAUCCUGCUAAAGAUUGUACCCCCUUAAAUUAACGUGGAAGAUUUUCCACCGAACGCAGUUAUGAGCCAAAAUAUUAUUUAACUUUUCACCCCUCACUGAUCAUGAUCAACUUUUAAUUGAGCACAGCUUACAGUUCAUUUUUUUAUUUGAGCGGUUAUUAGCCUUAAACCAAAUCAGAAAUAACACUCAAAAAGAAGAACACUGACAACAAAACUAACGUGAACUAAGGUAAGCGCUGACAGCAAAUGUAAAUAGCCGGGCAUGUAAUGAAGCAAUCAGAUUUGGUAGUGAAAGCAUGCAGUCUGCGCCAAGCAAGGGAAAAUAAUUCUACGCCAAUGACGAUUAAACAAAACCAAAUAUUUCGUAUGGCUUAUUUAGAGUUGAUGACACGGCUUCCUCUGACCAAACCCCGAUUAAACUCAGCUAACUCUGCAGGUCUUUAGAGUAGUAAACCCAACAAGGAAUAAUUCCAAUUGUGUAUUAAUUUAGCGAGCUAGAUACAGCUUUCCGCGGCACUAGAAUUCGGUGCUCUUUCAAGGCUCAAAAACACCAAGAAAAAGAAACUUUACCUUACUGCUAGCAAAUCAUAGAAGUAAAAAAAUUGACUGAACGAACUUUGUAAAUAGAAUGUUUAAUAUUUUUCCAUGCAGUCCUUAUCUCAGUUGUUUGAUAGCGAGUUUAUUUGAAAUGUUGUGUUUAAUGUUAAAGACAAAUGACAUGGUUUUACCAAAGACAUUAAAUAAUAUCAAUUUUCUGCUGUGAAGCCUACUGGCAGCUGGUGUAUAAUGAAAUAAACUGGCGUUCAAUUGUACGUGGUCUAUGAUAUGUAGUAACAGUCCUUGUGU
Molecule: messenger RNA, 2007 nt
Organism: Orbicella faveolata
Lineage: Eukaryota; Metazoa; Cnidaria; Anthozoa; Scleractinia; Merulinidae
Source: RefSeq, a predicted model, not a curated record